GGGCAACUCUGUCCAACCAGAGUCAUUGAGCUCCCUACACGCUGGAUGGAAGCUUUUCUUUCCUCCCCAGCAUGUCAUUCCCUGCACAAGAGGAGAAGUUCAAAUAAGGCUGCUGAGCUGUUCCUGGACUUUAUCCUUCACGUUAUGGAUGGGAGACAUUAGACCCGUGUGGGGGGCAAUGCUGCCAGAGGAGGGUCCCGUUCUGCACCAUCAGCUCUUCUUCUGCCCAUGACCUGGAAAUGCCCAACGGGGAUCAGUAGUGCCCAGCAGUGCCAGUCUCACCAUCGGGAUUACACACAUUUACAGGCAACGUUUGGGUUAAAGAGUCUCCAGUAAACACAGAUCAGAAGGAGAUGGAGAAGCAGAAGAGCUGCCAUUGACUCCGAGUCCGAGAGGAGACGGGCCCAAACCACAAGACAAUGGUACCCCUAAGGAUCUGUAUUUUGCUCCUCUUCGUGGCAUUAAGGGGCUCACAUGGGGGCAACACCCAGGAAUUCCAGAGCAGUGAAGGGUCGGAGCAGGAGUUUAUUUACAUGAACAGAGAGAGGCGAGCGGUGCCGGAGUCACAUGACAAGUGCACCUACACGUUUAUUGUGCCCCAGCAGAAGGUGACGGGGGCCAUUUGUGUGAACUCCAAGGAUCAGGAGCCGGGGUAUGAAACGCGUCUGCACAAGCAGGAGAUAGAGCUGCUGAAUAGUGAGCUCCUCAAGCAGAAGCGGCAGAUCGAGGCCCUGCAGCAGAUGGUGGAGGUGGACGGCGGAAUCGUCAACGAGGUGAAACUGCUGCGGAAGGAGAGUCGGAACAUGAACUCGCGGGUGACCCAGUUGUACAUGCAGCUGCUGCACGAGAUCAUCCGCAAGAGGGACAAUGCCUUGGAACUGUCUCAGCUGGAGAACAAGGUCCUUAACCAGACGGCCGAGAUGCUGCAACUCACCAACAAGUACAAAGACCUGGAGCACAAGUACCAGCACUUGGCCUCGCUCGCCAGCAACCAGUCCAUCGUUAUCUCCCAGCUGGAGGAACACUGCAGAAAGGUGCCCCCGACCCAAACUAAGCCCCUCCCACAGCCCCCACAGCAGCCAAACAAGGUUUAUAACCCCCCCAACUACAACCGCAUCAUCAACCAAAUAUCAACCAAUGAGAUUCAAGGAGAUCAGAAUUUAAAGGUCUUGCCACCUCCUUUGCCCACCAUGCCUCUAUUCACCAGCAACUCCAAUUCCACAGACAAGCCCUCUGGACCAUGGAAAGACUGUCUGCAGGCAAUGGAAGAUGGACAUGACACCAGCAGUAUAUACUUAGUGAAGCCUGAAAAUACCAACAGACUCAUGCAGGUGUGGUGUGACCAGCGGCAUGACCCUGGCGGCUGGACCGUCAUUCAGAGACGUUUGGAUGGAUCCGUCAACUUCUUCAGGAACUGGGAGACUUACAAGCUUGGAUUCGGCAACAUCGAUGGCGAAUAUUGGCUGGGCCUUGAAAAUAUCUACUGGUUGACGAACCAAGACAACUACAAACUGCUGAUCACCAUGGAGGACUGGUCAGGCCGCAAAAUGUUUGCUGAAUAUGCCAGUUUCCGCCUGGAGCCGGAGAGCGAAUACUACAAGCUUCGGUUGGGUCGUUACCACGGCAAUGCCGGGGACUCUUUCACCUGGCACAAUGGCAAACAGUUCACUACACUGGACAGGGACCACGACGUGUAUUCAGGUAACUGUGCUCACUACCAGAAGGGUGGCUGGUGGUACAAUGCUUGUGCACACUCUAACCUCAACGGGGUCUGGUACAGAGGAGGGCACUACCGUAGCCGGUACCAAGAUGGAGUUUACUGGGCCGAAUUUAGAGGCGGGUCGUACUCAUUAAAGAAAGUCGUCAUGAUGAUCAGGCCCAACCCCAACACUUUCCACUAGUCACCAAAUCAUCUAAAUGAAGUUCCCUUUCAGGUAGUGGCAUCCAAAAAGGGACACAAAGACUUUUCUCCUGUGACAGGCUACAGAAACUUUGACUGUCCACAAUACCUGUACUGUAACGUGCUGUAUAUUUUUUUGUCAAUCCGUUUCUGACCUCUCCUCAUACACAAGCUAUUCCUGCAAGGGAGCAUACCAACACACACCAGAAACCUAUCACCCUCUUAGUUUACAAAACAACCCCUUUUCCACCCAAUUCUCUGAGGUUUCCUCCACCCACACCCGACUAUAAAUAGCUUUCGUUGGUGCGUACGUAGGGCAUAGCUUGUAAUAAUCCAAAGCACCAUGUACUGUAACUCUAUUAUCUCAACGACGCAGGAGAGGACAUCCGAUGAAGUCUUGUAGCAAUAAAUUAGGUGUUAGUAAACCAUUUCUUAUUAGUUCCUUAUAACAUUUUGUACUCAAUCAACUCUACAAGUUCCUCCUUUUGAUUUUCACCCCAGCGGCACCCCUUCCAUGGGAAGGUCCUGUUAGAACUAUCGGCACUUAGACAUGCUCCAGUACCCACCACACUUCCAGCCUUCUUUCCCUCUCAAUGUACUGUAUCCGUAUGCUACUCUACUUACUUACGUGACUUCUUCUAUCCAUGUAUUUGAUCAGGGAAGGACACAUUAUGCUUUAAAGCACACAAAUCUACCUGUACAGUAUUUAGAGAUAUGUGUAAAUAUAUAUUUUUACAGAACAGACAAAAGAAAUACACAACAUACAUCAUGUACCUAUAAAUAUUAUCUCUGCUUUUAACCUUUUCUUAUUUCAUGGCAAGGUUCAUGGCCAUCUACGAAGGAUUCUAUCGCUGGAGUAAUAAAAGGCUAUCCUCCUUUGCAGGCAAAUGAUGGGUGCCAAAUAAUAUUUAAAUUGUUUGUGAGUAAAAUAUGAAUGGUAAUAGAAGGCACUGUUCUCUUUACAAAAAGAAAACACCAAAUCAAAUGAGAGUCAUCUUGUUAAAGGUCAACAACCUAAACAAGCAAGUGGUCACCCUUGUUUAGUGCCACCAUUUAGUCUUAUGAGAACUUUGGUACAUAGCUUUCCUAGUCCACCCCUCCAAAAAACAUCAGAUUAUCGUGGAAUAAAAACCCAAGGAGCCCAAUGAAGUAAAAUGUUCAUCUCUUUUGUUAAUUCAAGGUGUAUAUUAUAUUUUUGAUAAUUUCCAGUACAUUAUGAGGUACAAAAUUACAAUUAAAAUGUAAAAAAAAAACAAGAAAAAAAAAAAACAGCUUUAUUAUGCAAUUCUGGAACAUUUAACACUGCUAAUGAUUAUUUCCCCCCCUGUGCUUGAAGUGGCUGACUCUGAAACAGCUGGAAUAACAUAGUUUUGAGGGACCAAAAGCAAAUUGUUGGUAUGUAGCCAGGAGCUGAGUGUAAACCAUUCGAAACUGGGAAUAAAAUGAAUCAUCAUUUUUCACUAA
Xenopus laevis (African clawed frog) is the source of this 3364-nucleotide messenger RNA. RefSeq names its product angiopoietin like 2 L homeolog (gene angptl2.L). Gene Ontology annotation, cellular component: extracellular region. Gene Ontology annotation, biological process: blood coagulation. Bases 420 to 1901 code for a protein of 493 amino acids. The record is from RefSeq and is a predicted model, not a curated record. NCBI's taxonomy places the organism in Eukaryota, Metazoa, Chordata, Amphibia, Anura, Pipidae. The transcript is spliced from 5 exons.